AUGACAGAAUUAGCCGGCAUUUAUCCAGUUAAUCCAAACGCUCUGCCUGAUGCUGAAUUUGCUAUAUCAGAUAUUGCACUCCGGGAACUUGCGCAAGAACGAGAGUCUGAUUCGCUAAACAAUCAAGCACCAGGUAUUUCUGGAGUGUCUGCAGUAUGUGAAGGCGUCGUAGGAUUUGAGCCCGAUUCAGGUCUUGCAAUAUAUCAGCGGAAUAAAGCGCCUCUACUAAGCGAUCAGGUCACAAGCUAUGCUGAUAAAAGCAAACUAGAACCUGUCUUAAAUGAGACUGAGCAAAAUAGCGUCAGCCAAGAUCACACACCACCUAGGCCCUCUCCAAGCCUUUUAAACCUUUCUCAAGACUGUUUAGCCUUAGCAGAUAGUGACAUUGAAAAAUACAUCUUGGAUGGUACUGAACCUUCGUUUCCAUCGCUGAUAUCUUUAAAUGAUUCACACAAUCAAAAUCUUGAAAAAGAAACACCAUCUAAAUUUUUACAUCAAUCAUCUCCUAUACCAGUAAUACCGCUGAGCAUGUCUAAAAGAGCUAAACAAUCUGCAGAAAUUUUAAAUUCCAAGAACAAGAUUUUACAGAAAAAGAAUAAAAAGGAAAAUCUAAAGACAAAUUACAUAACGGUAACUAAAAAAACGACAGCAAAAAAGAAAGAUUUUAAGGCAGUAAAACAUAAAUUACCUGGUAGCAAGAAAAGUAUUGUGAAGAAAACGGAGAAUCCAAAAAAAAAUAAGAAGGCUAAAAAAUGUAUCGAUAUUACUAGCAGCGAAACUGAAUCUGAAAACACUAAUUUUAUAGAACUUAGCAAAGAAAGAGUUUUAAUAAAGAGAAAAAUACAAAUUUAUAGUUCUGACAGUGAAAAUGAAGAAAAUGUUAUGAGUCCAAAAACAUCCAAAGGAAAAGCUACAGAAGGACUACCAAUCAAACGGAUAAAAGACAAAAAAUCGACAAAAGACACUGUAAAGAUAUUGAAAGUCGAUAACACUAAUUCAAAUAUGAAAAAUAGAAAUGAAAAAGUUUCAGUUGAUGAUUAUUGCGUAGAAUGCUUCAAGAAUUACAAUUUUACUAAAUCAAUAUCAGAUUGGAUUCAAUGUGAGAUGUGUCGAAUGUGGUUGCAUGAAUCUUGUACAACAUUCACAAACCAUUGCAUGAGAUGUGGAAAGUUGAAAGCCCUGGCUUAUGAUGAUAAUUAAUUCUAAAACCAAAGUUGAUUGCCAUAUUGUUUUAUAUUUAAAAUAAAUACUAUUUUAUUAAUAAGUUUUAAGGCUAUUUUUGUUGUAUUUUUGUGGUUUAAAAAUGUUUAUUAUUUUAUAAUGUUGAUUAGUACUUAAUCAAAGACGAUAGUAAAUAAUAAAGACUGAUUACUUAAAUUGAUAUACUUUUCUUUUAUUUAAAAAAUCAUAGUGAGGCACCUAUCCCCGCCCAAGGCAAGUAUCCCCCGAGGCAUUUUUGACGUCAGGCUACUAUCCGCUAGAGUAGGCAACUAUCCCCUUUUUUAGAGGUCAAAUAAAACAGGAAUUAGUCAAAGCCCUUAUUAAUGAUGUUAACUAAAAUAGGCUACUAUGAAAGAUCAAAGACCUAUGUUUUGAUAUACAUGUUGCAUUAUUCUUCAUAAGUACAUAUUUUUUUAUAAUAGACCUUUUUUGAAAAGUAGGGCAACUAUCCGGGUUUUACCCUAUAUUUUUUAAUGCUUUGUUACUUUAAUUACUUCUGGUUGUGUUUGUAAACCAAAGUGGUUGGAAAUACCUGCACGAUAUUUAAUUGAUUGAUUUAUACAUUUUGUGUCCUGAUCAGGUGCAAAUCGGGAUUCAUCCUCAGAUCUCCGAAAAUGGUGUUAUCCUGCGUAAAUCGAGACACUUUGCAACGCUAUUUGUAGCUAACGUUACUACAAUAAGUGAAUGUAUCUAGUUCCUACUCAAAUUAGCAGUGUUUUUGUCUCUUUCGUAUUUAUAUUCGAUACGUAUCAUUAA
Messenger RNA from Diatraea saccharalis (sugarcane borer), 1977 nucleotides. The record is from the annotation of a GenBank genome assembly. Lineage: Eukaryota; Metazoa; Arthropoda; Insecta; Lepidoptera; Crambidae.